AUGGAAGUAUGUCGUAUAGAAAUUGAAGAAAAAAAGCAUUGUGAAUAUCGAAGCUGUUGUAAAAGUGUUCCAGAACAGAACAAUGGUCAUAAUAGUAUCAAUUAUGUGAAGAAAAAGAGUAGGGUUGUUAGCAUGGUGAAUAAAAUGAAUAUUGACAAAAAAGAAUCUGAAAAACACGUACCUGACAUCCAAAUGAUAAAUGAUAAAGCCCAAAAAGAUAUUGAUCAUAAGAUCAAUAAUGUUGAUAAAAGGAUUAAAGACAAUGUGAAUAUUAGAUGCAUAGAUUUUGAUGAAAAAAAAAAUGGAGCUUAG
Messenger RNA from Racocetra persica, 312 nucleotides. NCBI's taxonomy places the organism in Eukaryota, Fungi, Glomeromycota, Glomeromycetes, Diversisporales, Gigasporaceae. The record is from the annotation of a GenBank genome assembly.